CGCGGUCUCGUCGUCGCUGGACCAACAACGUCGCGUGCGAACGUCGCCGCGAGAUCAUGGUUCACCAUUUCCUCGACGGAUGAAGUGAAAGCCAUGAUCGAGGCUGGAGUAGAAUGUAAAGAAGUCGAUGCGAUUCGAGAGAGGGAAACCGCUUUGGCGUCCAGUUACUCCAAGGCAAGCUGAAAGGAAUGUUGAACGGCGUGCAUCGCGACGCCAACGAGUUCUCACAUUGAUCGUCUCUAAUCAACGUCGACGUCGUCAACGACGCACCAUCGAUUAAAAAUUCAUGCUCUGGCGUAGAAUGAAAUCAAACUGACUACGAUGCUGUCGAAAUAUUUGAUUAUUGCCAUAUCUUUAGUAUGCGUUACAGAAUGUGCGACCCAAGUUUACAAGAGUCAGUCGGUCGAGACCGCUGUAGUGAUCAAACCGGCGGUUGUAAACGAUGACUUUAUUACACAAACCGUCUAUGGAUUCUUGGAUUUCACUACCACGAUUGGAAACACGGUGAUGGUGUUCAGCCCACAAAGCGCGCCAGCAGACGGGGGAAAAGAAAAGAAAAGCAGCGUUUCCAUUAUUCAAACGAAACCGAGCGAGACGAAGGAAAAAGCGCCUCCUGCUAUUCAACCAAGCAAGACGUUUAAGACAAAUUCCGUGGAAGAAACGAAAAAGCAAGUUAAAGGCACGAAGGUUGUUGUAAAUUCAGUGAUCGAGCAGAAUGUCAUUAAUUCUGAAGAUAGUGGAUUACGAACUGUAAAAAAUCAGGAACCGAAGACUCAAACACAGGUAAUGACAAAGAGUCCUGUGAUAUCUUCGCAAGUGCAGGUAAAAUCAAAGGACGAAGCACCAGUCGUUAAGAAUAAUCUUGCGGAACCUGAAUACGACUUCCUAUCGAAGCAACCUGCAGAAGUAGUUGACGAGACGUACAAGUUAAUUAAUCUGAGACCCUCUUCGAAACCCCAUGGAAAACCUAGACCUACUGGUCGACGAGAGAAAGAGAAUCCAACUGGUCUAGUUACGAAGCUCGGUGGCACUAUUGUUAAAGAUGGAUUGACCACUGUUCACGAAACUAGCGUGAUUGGUACUUACAUAAACGGGAAAUACGCUCAGGUGCUUCAAAGCUCGUCGAGAAUUCUCUCCGGAGCUCCGCCAGUUCCUGAAGGGAAAAUUCGCCCCUCUAGUACACAUAGAAUAUUAAAAACUAUUGGACCGCAGCAAGGAAAGCUAAAACCACAACUUGAACCUACACCAACGACGCAGCAAGAAGAAUCAUCGCUACCCUUGGAAGUUUUGUUUAGUUCCCCAGCUGGUUCCACAGUAAGGAGCACACGGAAAAACUCAGGCCCAAAUUUAUCACGACCGAAGUUCCGCAACAAAAUUAACGAUGAUUACGAUGGCAGUGGUGAGGUGCAACAAACGAAGCCGGGUAAAAAUCGAAGCAGUACCACCUCAAGACCAAGUUAUAAAAAUCGAAGCCCUCCAACAACAACCACAGAACCACCUGUUACUCGUCGCCGCAGCAGCUUUCGACCAAGUAAUCAACCAAGUUUGCCUUCGAAGCAGAACAAUAAAAAUAAAAACGAACAACAACCAGUUAGCCCUAAUCCUGUGCCGAAGUUGAAGCUACCAAGAACACAAGGGCGUUGGUCUUACAAGACGACUCCUAAACCAAGAAUCGCUAUCCGAAAACAAAUCGAUGUCGAGGACGAACAACGUUCGAUAUCGGAAACCAGCACAACUGAGAAUCCGGUAAACGUCGACGACAGCAAAACUACCGCAUCUUCCGUUUCCACGUCUACGGCGGCGGCUGCUGUUGGGGUAGGUCAACAGGUCAAUGCUCAGAGAAAAAUUCAAGAAGCGGUAAACGAUGAAGAAUUGGAUCCGAGCGAAAGCGAGGAUGUUGCCAGUGUCAGCGUUCAGGAUCAACAUCCUGAACAAAUUUUACCGAUCGAAACGGUCAACGUUGAAAUUUCCACAGCUGCUGAUAUGAGUAACGUGUACUUCGAAAUUGCUACUAUUAAGUCACCAUACACUUUCCAGGUUGGAACAUUGAGAAAUACUCGCUACGUGACAGUAACUUCAACGCUGAAGAAAUCAUUUUCAACGAUAGAUCCAUCCAGCACGGUAUCACCGUCAGAGCCGCUAACCGAGAAUCUCCUAGCAAAUACUGCAGCAGCGUAUGAGACGACCUUGCCAUUAGAUUCAGCCGUGGCGACUCUGCCAGCUAUAUCUUUAGAAUCUGGCCAAGCGACUCCACCUUUGGAGACUUUGACCGAGACCUUCUCUACUACGCAAACUCUACUCAAAACCCAUCUACUUCCUGUAAUACACGGUGGUAACACAACCAAACUGACGCUCGUGCAAACGUACAAUAUCGCACGUGUGGUUACUGCUAUAAAGACUUUGCCACCAAUGGAUAUAUAUCAGUUUAUUCCCAGCAAAGCGUUGAAUGAGUUUAACUCGAAGCUGGAUGAAGCAGGUAGCGAACUUCAUCUAGAGUUAGAUGUCGGUGACGAAGACAGAGAUGACGAUGAUAUUCCCAAAAGGGUAGUGGCUCCAAACAAUGACAUGGAUUCUGAUCUAGAACCUUUCAAAUCAAUUUCAUCUUCGAAAGCAAAAUCAGAAACUCCGAGCACUUCCAUCGAACCGCACUUGACUCCCGAUCAAUUGGCUCUGUUGAAAUAUUUCGGUCAACAGCAGCCACAAGUGAUCACCACUUCACGACCGGUCGUCGUUCUCGACACGCUUUACGAGUCCCACGUGAUCCCGGUAGUGAACAACGGCAAUACGAUUUAUUCGACGUUAUCCAGGCCAGUUGGCACUGUGCCACGAACAUCUUAUGAAUACGGAACGUCCACGAUUGCACCGGUUCUGCCACCGCAAUUACCACCGCAACUGCCACCACAAUUGCCGCUAUUUCCACAGCAACCCCAGUUCACGGUGACAAGCGCUCCUCUGGUCACGCAAACGUUCGCGACGGUGUCCGAUUCGAAAAUUCUGAAGCUGACAUUUGGAGCGAAAACGGCGUACACCACGUUGUUCUCGAGCAGGGUAGUACCAACCGAGAUUACCACUUAUGUUACGAGCACCAUACCCCUACAACCGACAGUCCCAGCCUUCCCAGGUUAUUAUCCUCCGCCUGUUGGCUACCCGCCUUUCCCAUUUGUAGGAUAAAGCCUCAGCAACCCGCGCUAAGCGUGCAGGGAUACGAGUUGCUCUAAACAUAUGGAGAACUGAAGAAUGUCAUUUUCCAAGAAAUAUAAUUUCUGAGAGACGAACAAAACCCAUUUGCAUCGGAUCAAUACUAGAGAUUGAUGAUGAUCCUAAUGGUAGAUUCGAUAGGUAU
This is a messenger RNA of Bombus impatiens (common eastern bumble bee), 3343 nucleotides long. RefSeq lists its product as uncharacterized. The record is from RefSeq and is a predicted model, not a curated record. Bases 322 to 3171 code for a protein of 949 amino acids. NCBI's taxonomy places the organism in Eukaryota, Metazoa, Arthropoda, Insecta, Hymenoptera, Apidae. The transcript is spliced from 9 exons.